GAACGGGAAAAGAGACGGAGAUUUCUCUCUUUCUCUCUCUCUCGUUCUUUAAUUUUCGGUAGUUCCUCUUCGAUUCAUUUCUGCGCUGCGAAGUUUCUGAUAUUCAGAGAUCAACAUAAGCGAAAACAGUAGCUCAAUUGUUUCCAGGCAAGAUUUCCGACUGCCCAAUUUCUGAUUAGGCACCUUGUGAAACUCAUUUCGUCCAAGUUUCUCAGUUUUCUGGUCAUUUUCCUGAGAUCCUGGAUUCACCAAUUUGGACAGCCAAAGCCUAGACUGCAACUCUUCUGUCUUGGAGGUUCUACUGUAGACUCUUGAAUGAUUAUUUCAACUGUGACGGAGAAAAAGAAAGCAGGAAUCGAUAGAAUUUGUGCGGCAUCUCUCUUCCAGAGUGUUGAAACUUCUCUUUUUGGAAGAGGAGGUUGGUAGCUAGAGAAGAUUGUGAUUUGAGGAUCCAAGAACAGGAGGAAGAAGCGAAAAUUUGAAAUUGCUAAGAAAUAUUUCGAAACCAUGCCGGCCUUCUCAGAUCUCUCGGACGACAUCCUCCUGAACGUAUUCUUCAAAUUGGAGGAUGACCCACGUCACUGGUGCCGUUUAGCCUGCGUGUGCACUCGAUUCAACGUCCUCAUACGUUCUGUGUGCUGCAAGACUAAAUGCUCAUCCACCAUUCCUUCCAUUGUAUCCAAUCUUUUGCACAGCUCGAGUUCUCAACUGAUCACUCUUUUUCCUCCCGCUUCUGCGGAUUGUGAUGGUGGAGGAGAUACGAUUCAAGAAAUUAGGACCGAGCCACCUGGUUGGUGGUCUUCCCUUCAGAAGGUGAACGUCUGCUGCCCGGGUCUUCACCACGCGGGCGUUCUUCUUGAUUCCUGUGACUUCGGAUUGGAGAGAGCGAUUGGUUCUGAUCAUAAUUAUGCUGUAGUUCAGAGUAAACCCUAUGGUUCUAAACAAAGUGAAAGGUCCAGUGAUUCAGCUAGCUCCUCAUGUUCCUCUGGUGGAAGUAAGUGUUGGUCCUUAUUUGAUGAUCUCUUAUUUGACACUAUUUAUGAUGAAUCUGAAUGCAGCGAUAUGAAUGAUGGUUCCUGCAAAAGUAGUCUAAUUCAAUCAGAUAGAAGCUCCAAAUUGGAAGGCAAGGUAGCGGGGUUUGAUGACUCAGAGAUUAGCAAAUGUGAUUUGAAAAGGAGGAAGAAAUUUCGAUCUGUAGAUGCGCAUUUGGCAAGUGGAGUUUGGAAUUUGAGCAGAGAACAAGGAAGUAAGCUCUUGGCUAGCAGGUUUAGGGGUGAUUGUCUUUACAUUUGUGAUUGGCCCGGCUGCGAACAUGCCGAGGAGAGGAGGAACUAUAAGCUCUUCAGAGGUGUCUUUAAAAAUUUCAAGAGGUCUAGAGUGUGGAGGAGUAUCAACGAUUCAAAGGCUAAGAAGGUUGGGCUAAAUUGUGCAUUCUGUUCAUGCGAAGGCACCUGGGACUUGCUCUCUUGUUUCUGCUUGAGAAGGCAAUGGGAGUACCAUGAAGAUGGGGAACCAGUUGUGCGUGCAUAUGUAUGUGAGAAUGGGCAUGUUUCUGGUGCAUGGACUGACAAGCCUCUAUAUACGUAAGAGAAGAACGUCUAACUAUUUCAUGGAGAGCUCUCAGCUGCUCUUUUGGAGAUCUUUACUUAAUUUUAGAACGACUUGAUGGUAGAUAUGCCAUUGAUUUAUGGUUAGCACUAGUUGCGAGAGAAGUUGUAUGCUUUCUUUUCCUUUUUGCUUUCUUUUCCCUUUUUUCCACUGUUCUGCAAUGUAGAGCAAAUCAAAUGCCUAUUGUUGCUGGUUCUGUUAUGAUAUGCAUUUGCUCUUAGGCAGAGGAGUUAUUUCAUUUUAUGCUUGAUUGGAGUUCCGUCAAUGGCCUAUUCUCCUUAUGUUGAGAAUUACUUGAGCA
Messenger RNA from Nymphaea colorata (pocket water lily), 1909 nucleotides. Its product is annotated as phytochrome A-associated F-box protein-like. The transcript is spliced from 2 exons. Gene Ontology annotation, molecular function: protein binding. NCBI's taxonomy places the organism in Eukaryota, Viridiplantae, Streptophyta, Magnoliopsida, Nymphaeales, Nymphaeaceae. The coding region runs from base 508 to 1587 and encodes 359 amino acids. The record is from RefSeq and is a predicted model, not a curated record.